UGGUCUUGUUAUCACUCAGGCGGGUUAGCAAACACAACAAACGCCAGAAGAUUCAAUUCUGUCAUCCUCCCCAACUACUUUCUGCAUGCAGUGAAGCAAGGGGGUGAGAGGGAAGGAAAGCACCCCUGACGCUCAGAGGCACUUCAUAGAAACCAUGAGGUUAUCGUUCUAUCACGGGAGCAUCAGCCAGGCAGAGACCGAGUGUUUGUUGGCGUUGUCAGGCAAAGACGGCAGCUAUUUGAUCCGAGACAGCGAAACCAUACCUGGGACCUAUUGUCUGUGUGUGCUGAAUCAAACAUUUGUUCAUACUUACCGGAUUUUUGAAACUUCCGGAAAUUGGUCAGUUAAGACAUCGAAAGGAGUUCUACCUCGGUUUUUCAGCAGCAUAGAAAAACUUAUUUUAACUUAUGAGGAACCAGGCCAAGGUACCGUUGCACCAUUACUGCAUCCAGUGGAAUAUAGAACAUACAAAACCCGAAAUCAGAAUGAAGGUGAGAAAGAUUUACAGGAUGAGAAAGAGUACUUCGAAAUUCUUGAUGUAUGACUGGAGCAAGAGUACAACAGAAGAGACUCCAGCCACUGGAUCAUGAAAGGAUUAUCUUGGAAUGAAAUGCAUUUUUCUGCUUAAAUGUUUCUUUUGUGAAUUAGUUUACUUUUUUAGAAAGAAAAUGUGAAAAUCUACUUUGUGCCUAAUUGGCCGAUUUAAUGUUUUGGAAUAAAAUCAGAAAUUGCUGGAAAAACUCAGCAGAUCUAGCAGCAUCUAUGGA
Carcharodon carcharias (great white shark) is the source of this 767-nucleotide messenger RNA. RefSeq names its product SH2 domain-containing protein 1A-like. Lineage: Eukaryota; Metazoa; Chordata; Chondrichthyes; Lamniformes; Lamnidae. The transcript is spliced from 4 exons. Bases 155 to 544 code for a protein of 129 amino acids. The record is from RefSeq and is a predicted model, not a curated record.